AUGCCCGAUGCUCGGAAGUCGGAAUGGAAGUCGGAACGGAUGCGGAACCUUGCCGCCGUCAUCGACAUCGACAUCGACCCGGAUGGAGUCUCAACCUUCAACCGCGAAACCCGAAUAUCGUCGGCUGAAGUACGUGUAGGCAAGCUAGAUCGGAUUGGCUCACGAACAACGGAUUACCGAUCCGGAUCCGGACGUUUGCUGUUCUCGCAGGCCAUGGUCUUAGCAGGCUCUGAGAAACCAAAAGGCGCCAUUUUUGAAGCAGAAGACUUCGUGAAGGACGGAACCUCUUUCUGCCUCAAAAUCUCCAUGAAUAUACCCAUAUGCUCUCUGGUCUUCCGCUUCACUCGGACUGGGCCUGAAGUCUACGGGAACUGGUACGCCUCCAGCAGCAAACACUUGACGAAAACUGAAGGAAAACUUCACCAUGGAAGCAGCCUCUGA
Drepanopeziza brunnea f. sp. 'multigermtubi' MB_m1 is the source of this 441-nucleotide messenger RNA. The record is from RefSeq and is a predicted model, not a curated record. NCBI's taxonomy places the organism in Eukaryota, Fungi, Ascomycota, Leotiomycetes, Helotiales, Drepanopezizaceae.